Molecule: messenger RNA, 4830 nt
Organism: Nematolebias whitei (Rio pearlfish)
Lineage: Eukaryota; Metazoa; Chordata; Actinopteri; Cyprinodontiformes; Rivulidae
Gene: igsf9a
Product: immunoglobulin superfamily, member 9a
Exons: 20
Biological process (GO): cell-cell adhesion
Molecular function (GO): protein binding
Source: RefSeq, a predicted model, not a curated record
UCUGCCUCCCCGCAUGUGGUCGAAUGGAUACGACAAGGACUCGACGUUCCUGUCCUGAUUAAGUUUGGGUCGUAUGCACCACGAGUCCAUCCAAGUUACGAGGGGCGAGUGUCUCUGGUGAGGAUCACCACCUUGAGGUUGGAGCGCCUGCAGCUGGAGGACCAGGGCUCAUACGACUGUCGAAUCCUCCUGCUGAGCAAACCUACGGAUGAGCAGAGGCACGGCAACUGGACCUGGCUCUCUGUGAUGGCUCCACCCACCUUCAGCAAAGCCCCGCCUCCUGUGAUUGAAGCUCUGGUUGGAAGUCCCAUCUCGCUGGAUUGCGUUGCUAACGGCAACCCUACGCCAACCAUCACCUGGCUGAAAGAUGGCGGUGCCAUUCAGGGUGUAAAUCAUCAGGGGGGAGUGUUCUCUCUGCCAGCAGCGACCGCACAGUCAUCGGGGCUGUACACCUGCCACGCCUCCAACUCUGAAGGAAACGUGACGCAUGUGACUAAAGUCAAGGUCAAAGGUCCACCUGUCAUUGUCAUCCCUCCUAAAAGCACCACCCUUAACAUGUCCCAGAAUGCACUUCUGCAGUGCCAGGCGGUGGCUGACCCCCCCAACAUGACCUACGUGUGGCAAAAAGGUGGAGAGAACGUGCAUCACAUCGAGUAUCUGAAGUCUCGUGUGAAGAUCAUGGUGGACGGAACGCUUCUGAUCUCCAGCCUCAUCCCGGAGGAUUCUGGGAACUACACCUGCGUUCCGACGAACGGCCUGUUGACGCCGCCGGCCGCCUCUGCCGUCCUCACAGUGAUGCACCCAGCCCUGGCUCUUCAACUGCCCCAGGAAACCUACCUCCCCACAGGUUUGGGGGGGGUGAUCCCCUGCCCGGCGGUGGCUCAGCCUCCACUUCUGCGUGUGGACUGGAUGAAGGAUGGAGGACCUCUUGAUUUGUCCUUGUAUCCAGGAUGGACCUUAAAAGCUGAUGGCUCUUUGGUUCUGGCCACGGUCAACGAGGAUGCAGCCGGCGUUUAUUCAUGUACUCCGUUUAACAGCUACGGCAGCAUGGGCUCUUCUGGAUCAACCAACGUGAUCCUGCAGGACCCCCCGUCAUUCGGCAUCGGUCCAGAGGAGGAGUACAAACAGGAAACGGGGCGAACGCUGCUCAUCCCCUGUCAGGGAAACACGGACUCAACCAACAAAGUGACCUGGAGCAAGGUCGACCCGGCUCGUCCCAUUUCUUACUCCAUUGAACCCAACGGGUCGUUGCUGCUGCAGCCUCUGAUCAAAGACCACCAGGGGGAAUGGGAGUGCGGCGUCUCCAACCGCGUCGCCUCCAUCAAAACACGCACCCGAGUUUUCGUCCUGGGAACCAGUCCCCAUGUGGCCACCUCUCUGUCCGUCUCUCCAGGAGUGAAGGAGGCCAACGUAUCCUGGGAGGCAGGCUUUGAUGGAGGAUCAGCGCAGACGUUUUCAAAAUCUCUGCCACUCUUCUUUUUUUUUUUGUGCUCACACUUCCUCUCUUGCCUCUGCAGGGUGAAGAAGAGCUCGAUUAGUAGCAAAGACGGGAAGCAGGACUGGUUCUCGGUGCCCGUGCCCCCCUCCUCUGGCAGCAGUCUGCAGGUGUCGGGCCUGUCUCCUGCCACCGACUACCAGUUCAGCAUCCUGUCUCAGAAUAAAAUUGGAGCCGGACCCUUCAGUGAGAUUACUUCUGCACGGACUUUAGAUCCUCCAGAGAGGAGAAAUAAACUGAAGCCCCCUGCGUCCCUGUCUGCUAAUCAGGGCUCGGCAGGUGUUGUUCUGCAAUGGGCUCUCCCUGAAGCUCAGCAGCCCCCCAUCACGGGCUUUGUUCUCCAGUCCCGCACCGGAGAAGGGGAGUGGUUUGUUCUGGAUGAAGACAUCAAUGCCAACAGCAGCCAAAUGGUGGUUCAGGGUCUGGAGAAGGACUGCGUGUACGAGCUGCGGAUGCUCUCUCGUCACGGGGAGUUGCUGAGCGAACCCAGUCCAUCAGUCAACGUCUCCACCACUGGGAUGGAGAGCUAUCCUGCUACGUCUCGUCUCCUCGAGUUCGUCCCGGAGCCGUUACUGGCAGGCGUUCUCGGCGGCGUUGGAUUCAUGUGCCUGGCGCUCAUCCUGCUGCUUGGGUUGGCCUGCAUCAUCAGCCGCAAGAGGGACCAACGCCGCAGAGGGAUAAAGGACGAUCCCCCUCCUGCCAUCUAUAAAUGCUCCCCAACAAUAAAGACUUCAGGCUCCAGUACUCCAGACAGUUUGUUGAAGAAAAGCCUCCUUCCCACCAGCUCAGUCUAUCCCACAACGUCUUCCAUCACCUCGUCCUUGCAGACAGACUGUUCCUCCUUCAACACUGAAACUAAUCAUCGGCGUAAGCAGCUCAUGUCAAACUACAACAGACUUACUAAAACAACCUCUCUGAUUUCUCCUUCUGUUGAGAUGAUCUCUAGAGGUCCAGAUGGCCGGUUCACACUCCCACCAUAUGACGAUGACACCUUAAGUGUUAGCAGCAAGAAAAAUGUAAAGUAUGACCAACAUGGGAGAGUCAGAAGGUCUGUGUCAUUGCACUUGGAAAGGGAGGACAAGAAAGAGUUGCCAUAUGUGCUCUCAAUUGAUUUCCCACCUUGUAAGCUUAAUGGAGAUUCCACAAGUCAAAUGUGUGACAUAGAACAUCACAGCUCGUAUGGUACAGAUGAGAACGCAACCUAUGAUCCUGAUCAUUGCAGCUUGUACUCCAACAGUAGCCUGACCACCAUCAAUCAUCACAACAGAGAAAUUACUCCCGUAUUUCCAGUACUCCCACACAUCCGAUCUGGCUUCGGUCAGCCAUAUGCAACAGUGAGCACGCUGGUGCUCCAAAUGGAACAUGAGCGGGAAAAGGGGAAUCUCAGUCGUUGCCUGAAACUGGCUCAGGAGAGAGAAGAACUUGAGAGGGAGCUCCAGAGGUACAUGCUAGAAAGAAACAAUUUCAAAGAAAUGAAGGAGGAGGAAGAUGUUAAGCAGCUUGUUUAUAAGUAUAAGAGUAACACUUUGCCAAAUAAAUAUCGGCAAGGCGGCAAGGAAAAUUUAUUCCCAUCAUGUCCUAUCCACCGGGAAGCCCGUCCUCAUGAUUCUCACCCAUCUCUGAUUCCAUCCAGAGAACACUUCAGAGCACCUCAAACUUCAACUCCAUCUUACUUAAAGUUUGACAGUUGUCCUUCUUCGUCCUUUUCCCACCAGACCUUUCUUGACCCUGAGAAAGCAGCUCGUUGUCCCACAACUCUACCACAACUCCCCUCAAAACGCCUGAAAUAUGAAAGACUAGAUUCAUCACCAAACGGCUUUGAAAAUUCAACCCAAUCUACCAUAUUGGACAUUCAAACAAAGGAUUCACUGCACAGCCUUAGUCAUGGCAACCUUCUGGCUUCGUCUUUUCACAGCAAUCAAUACACCGAAAGAUCUAACUUAACUUUUGAUGAAGCACCAUAUUCUUCAAGGCGGGAUUUAACGUUCCCUGAACAUGAUGAGAAAGAAAUAAGUGUUGAGAUGAGCGUAGAUGAGCCGGAGUUUGAGAUGACUACAUUGGGGUCUACAAAACCCCUGUUGCACCAAAGAAUUGCUUCUCAUUUGCAGCAUGGGCGGCCCCUGACUCAAAGAGGUCGGCAUGAAGACAUAAAAAGGAGCACAAGCUUCAACUUCACUAGCCCAGCUACUGUGGAAAACGCUGAAUGGGUCCACCAAUCUCAGCAACCUUCAGAACCAGAACUUUGGAGAGCUCGGAGUCGAGGCUCGAAGAUCUGGGACCACAAAAGGCGGAGUCAGAGCCUUGAUUUGAGGAGGCAGAAGAAGGAGAGCGCUUUUCUCACGCCAGAUGCAUGGAUAGACUCUCUCAGCCAAGAGAACUGCUCUCCAGCUGUCUAUCAGGAUGCAUUGAAAGGAGCUUCCACAUACAUCCCACCCAUCAACAAUAACCUGGAAGUGGAGACUGACGGAGUUCCUGAGUCUGGGGGUAGCUACAGCAGUUAUGCCAGCAGCGGCCGAGGCAGCAUGGAGACGAAUAACUGCUCGCCUGAAACUGUGGAGGGUACCCAGGGAAGCUUAGCAGACAAACAUGGUGGCCAUGUUGAAGCAAGGAGAAAGCCGUCUGUAGAUGAGAUGUACGAGUGGGACGCUGCUGAUUUCAACUCGCAGCCUGGAGACCAUGAUGGCCUGCUUUCUUCAUCAAAUCUCCAGAAGCCCGCCGAACACCGCAGCCUUCCCAGCAGGCCGUGCUCCAACAAAGCUCAGCGAAAUCCUUCAUUCCCGGGGCAUCAAAGCAGCCGCUCUGCCGCGCCAGAACCAGACGCCGUGCUGUUCUGACAGCGGCAGUGUUUCGGCUCAUCUCACCUGGUGUGUCCUUUCACGUAUCGAUUCAGAUCACUAGGUGACAAAAAGUCAGCUUUUCUCUGAUUUGUCUGCUUUUGAAGCCACAGAACCGCAGCUAAAACAACUGGAUGAUCAGAGUUUCCUGUUUGGAAAGCUUUUUUUUAAUUAAGGGUUGUUUUGCAUUAGAUAUGGGCUGAUAUCAGGGAGCUGAAGGAUUCUCUCCCUCAGAGAUGACGUUUCUUCACUGCUGAUGAUUCAAGUAAUUAGAUUAUAAUUCACCUUUAAGUUGGGUGAAAAAAGUAUUUAUACAUUAAAAAUGACUACAAAAGAUGAAUGGAAUAUUAAAAACCCGCAGUUUCUAUUAUUUACAAUGGCAGUAAAAGGUGACACUUUUUACAUGAAAAUAUCUUAAGUCCUUGCUUGGUGGUUCAAAAAAUAUUGCAUGAAGCAACAAAUAUUUUUGGACUAUAAGGUGCGCUUUCAUUUCCUCAAAAA